UUUUAUUUGUCAAUCGCAAAACAACAUUGUUCGGUUUCAUAACAUUCUGGUUUAUCAAUUUUUCGCAUGCUAACUGGAAAUUAACUUGAAUUAUUAUUGUAUUUUCAUACUCCAAAACAAGUUAUUAGUAAAAAUAAAGAUGCGAAUUACGGGUGUUCUUCAGAAAAUCGGUGACGUAUCGAAAAAGUUUUCCAAUUUUCCAGAUUCGUAUAUUAAACGCAGCAUGGAGCAGGUGUAUUGGAAAACUCCCCGCGGUAAGCCACAAUACCUACCCCGCACAGUGGAGCGGAAACGAUUCCGUUUUACGACCAACCGCCCAUGGACGGGUCAGUUCCGGCAGCAGAACAUGCAGGGAACUAUUCGCAAGAAAGUGUUCGUUGAACCGGUGGAGAACUGGUCGUUCUUCAAAGGAGAUCGAGUGGAGGUGCUGGUCGGGAAAGACAAGGGAAAGCAGGGGAUAAUUAGUCAGGUGUUCCAAGAACGAAACUGGGUUAUGGUUACUGGUUUAAACUGUCAUUUUCGAACAGUAGCGGAAGAGAAAGAUUAUCCGGGAAUUACGAUUAAAUCGGAAGCCCCUUUGCUUGUUACCGAUCAAGUACGCUUGGUGGAUCCAUCGGAUCUUCAAGGAACGGGUAUCGAAUGGCGUUUUACGGAUGAUGGGGAAAAAGUACGCGUUUCAACGCGCACUGGCCGAAUAAUCCCGAUUCCGAAGAGCAACGAUGAGACGCACGAUUAUAAGGCGAAGAGUUUGUACGUGGAACGACCGAAGGAUACGGUGGCGGAUGUGGUGAAGGAGAUUACGUUUAAGCCAUCGCUUCAGACGUUCGAGAUGGAAAUCAUGAAAGAGAUGGGAAUCGAAGAAGACAGGAUACCUGUGAAGACUUACUGGUAUUAGAAUGGGUGAGUAGGUUUUUGUUUCUGCAUUAUUAGUUUGAAACGUUUAUUAAUAUAAUAGAUACUGUAACAAUGAGUACAAAAA
Messenger RNA from Armigeres subalbatus, 979 nucleotides. RefSeq names its product large ribosomal subunit protein uL24m (gene mRpL24). Gene Ontology annotation, biological process: translation. NCBI's taxonomy places the organism in Eukaryota, Metazoa, Arthropoda, Insecta, Diptera, Culicidae. Gene Ontology annotation, molecular function: structural constituent of ribosome; RNA binding. The record is from RefSeq and is a predicted model, not a curated record. The transcript is spliced from 2 exons. Gene Ontology annotation, cellular component: mitochondrion; ribosome. The coding region runs from base 140 to 895 and encodes 251 amino acids.